AUGCAACCAAGAUCAACGGAUAUUGUAAAAUCUAAUCAGCCGUUGUAUGCCUAUACGCUACCCGAUCAACUUCUGCAGCGUCUCAAGCUUCGUUCGGUUGGCGCUCAAGAUGAAGACGAAAAUGUUGACGCCGGCAGCGAGGAAGACGAUGAGCAAGACGCGAAGAAUGAACCAGGUGAAUAUAGGACCACGCCAAGAAGGAAGAAAUACUUCUGCUCGACUACGCAAGCUUCUUUUGAUACAAUUGAGGAAUUACGUAUGCAUUUCCACUCAGAUUGGUACAGAUACUGCGUUAAAUUGAAAGCUGAUGGAAAAGAACCAGUAACUGAGGAGGCUUUUGAGGAUAUGUUGGAUGAUGUUUCCUCUAGCAGCGAUGAGGACGGCGAUGAAGACAAAUUGACGCAACUGCUGAGGAAGCAGACAAAGCUCAAUACUCUAUCAAACAGCAAAGAAGAUGAUGUAGAGGAUUUCGACACUCAAAGAGCAUUGAGUCGCACUCCCGUCGUCUGGUUUGAAGUAGGUGAUGAUAACCUCGAUGACGCCACACCGGGUGCUCAAUUAGGUGUUUAUAGAGCACUUUUCCCUUCACCUACACCGCCCAACAACGAAAUCUUAGAUCACUUGAACAAAUUUCAGCUCAACGAUUCUCAACUCAACGCCACUGAUUCACCGCGCAGAUGGACGCUAAUCAUGAUCGGCGGUGGUCACUUUGCAGCCUGCGUAGUAUCUAUAGUACCUCAAGUUGUGCGUAGAAACAAAAGGACCGAAGUCGAUAUCGGUGUCGUCCUUAAGCAGAAGACUUUCCACAGAUACACGACGCGUCGCAAACAGGGUGGAGCACAAUCGAGUAAUGAUAUGGCCAAAGGCAAAGCCAACUCUGCCGGUGCAAUGAUUAGACGAUACAACGAGCAAGCGUUGGCUGAGGAUGUUCGAGCACUCAUGAAUGAAUGGAAGGACGAUAUUGAUGGCUCGGAACGUAUCUUUGCCCGAGCGACGAGCAGCUCAAACAGGCGAAUCUUGUUUGGAGGAGCGAAUAAUGACGACUGUGUGAUAAAGAAGACUGACCCUCGUAUACGCGGUUUCCCAUUCCCGACACGCAGGCCAACCCACAAUGAGCUGAUAAGGUGUUUCCAAGAGCUCACUAAGGUCAAGACGACAUACUUGACUCGCAACCAGCUGCGUGAGCAAGAUGAAGAUUGGCUGGCUAAGGUGGUACCAAAACCUAAAGUCUUACCAAGCCAACCGCAACAGCAAACCGCUCAACCUGAGAAGCCACGCGCUCUUACAGCUGAAGAAGAAGAAGAAAUUUUCGUCAAAGAAGUAAAAAGUAGGGCUAUAGAGAUGGUGUCCAAGGAUAGGCUGGAAGCACUAAAGACACAUAUGGAUCGACACUCGGGAAUAUUAACAAAUCCUAGCAUUAUUAUGGAGAAUGGAAGUACUUUGUUACAGAUAGCAGCUGCGAACAAUUCCCACAACGUUGUCACAUGGUUGCUGCUCGAGAAACAGGUUGACCCUGCUGUUUUCGGUGGUAACAAAACAGCUUACGAGCUGUCGAAGAGUAAGGAGAGCAGAGAUGCGUUUAGAAUAGCGAUGGGUAAGUUGCCUGAGAGAUGGGAUUGGGUUGAAGGUGCAAGAGUGCCUAGUUCAUUGACGCAAGAGCAGCUAGAGCAGUCGUCAACAUCAGCGAGAGAAAAAGAAAGAAGGAAGAACCUCAAAGACAGGAUGAAAGAGAAGAGGGGCGCACGCGAACAGCAAGAAGUUAAACAAAGAGAAGAAGAGGAGGCUAAGGAGAAAGAAAGGAUUGCAAAAAUACCUUCACAUGCAACUACCAACACACUGGGUGGAAAUGCAAACACACUCGCGACAGCUGGACUCAGUGGUGAUCUCAAAGUUAAAGUAGAGAGGGAAAGACGUGCACGUGCAGCCGAAGCGCGAAUGGCAAACAUAACGAAGAAUUAG
Molecule: messenger RNA, 1959 nt
Organism: Wallemia ichthyophaga EXF-994
Lineage: Eukaryota; Fungi; Basidiomycota; Wallemiomycetes; Wallemiales; Wallemiaceae
Product: VMS1-like protein
Exons: 4
Coding region: 1-1959 (652 amino acids)
Source: RefSeq, a predicted model, not a curated record